AUGCGCCUGGCCCUGCGUGAAGCACAAAUGGCCUAUGAUGCCGGAGAAGUGCCAGUGGGCGCAAUUGUGGCCUGGGACGACAAAAUAAUCGGCCGCGGCCAUAACCAGGUAGAACGCCUCAACGACAGUACUGCUCAUGCAGAAAUGAUUGCGAUGACCGCCGCCUUCCAGACCAUAGGUGCCAAAUACCUGUCGGAAGCCACUUUAUAUGUAACGGUAGAGCCCUGCCUGAUGUGCUGCGGCGCUAUGUAUUGGAGCAAGCUGGGCAGGAUCGUGUUCGGGACUAAAGAUGUGAAGAAUGGCUAUCGUAAAACGACCGAAUUUAUUAAACUCGGUGGGAAGUUUGUCUUUUGUACCAACGAGCUGGAGUUGCUUGACGGCAUGCUUUCGCUUUAUGACCGGGAAGACUGGCAGCAACUGCUCUGCUCCUCGCCCCGCCUGUUGCAGUUAUUUCACAACAAUAAGAUGAGCUUCAUCAAAAUGGCCGAUGCCCGGGAUAGUGGUGCUGAUGCCUGUAUCACCGAUUGUGAAUUUCUGGUAGCACGUACCGGCUCCGUCAUCCUGAGCAGCAGGCAGCACCUCGGCCGUAUGUCUUCUAUUUACUUCCCCGUACAUAUUGUGGUGGCUUUUGCCAGCCAACUGGUGCCGGAUAUUGGUGCCGGUAUUAAAGCCAUGCAAGACCGUUAUGGAGCAGAACUGCCUUCGAUGAUCAACCUGAACACAGGUGCAAGCCGUACAGCCGAUAUUGAAAAAACGCUGGUCGUUGGUGUUCAUGGCCCACGGGAAAAAUCAGGAAAAGUGCUGCUGUCUGCUGUAAUGCUUGCUGCCAUUGCCUCGUGCCGGGAAGAGAAGAAAGACGAAUGGAUAAGCGGCUUUGAUGAGCAGGGUAAGGCACGCGAUACCGUAGUACAAAAUCAACACUACCGUCACUAUCACGGCGCCUGGUUCCCGAUCAUUAUGGGACGUAUCAGCCCGGCUACCUAUAACGGUGUGUCGGCUCACGAUAUUUCACGGCCCGGUUUCAGGGCAACGCGCAAUGCAGGCGGCAUGCGUAGCGGCGGCUUUGGCCGGUCCUCCCAUUCUGGCCAGUUGCAUAUCCUGCAACUGGGCAUUGAUGUCUUCCAGCUCGCUGCGCGUAUCAUAAAUGCUUUCCUGGGUAUCAUCCAACUGUUGUUGCAGGUCGGCCAUGCGCGCCUCACCGGUUUGGUUGAGGUGCUCAAAGUUCUCUACCCGGUGACUCAGGUUUACGAUAUGGUUUUGCAGCUUGUUGAUGUCCUGGCGCACCAGCUCAAUAGCGCGGUCGUUCAGCUCCUGACUAAAGCCGGUAAGUUUUGCCUGGGUAUCUGCGAUGUGCUGGCGAAGCUGUGUGGUCGUGGCCGUCAGGGUUACAAUCUCUGCGGCGAGGCGUUCCAGCGCUGGAAGGAAACGUAUCAAUCGGCCGCCUUGCCCGACCAGUCAUCUUCCUUUUCAACAGCGGGCCAAUAUCCGCAGGAAUCGGCGCAGCUUCCCAUGCAUGCUCCUUCACAGAAUAGCAUGGAAGAUACCAGCAGCGGGCAAAGUGUACUGAAUGUACAAGGCUCAUUGCUGGUCACCACUGUAAAAUCAGGUCUGCUGGUCGUACACCUGCGGCGUGCGCGGGAGCGCAUUUUAUUCGAGCGCCUGGAAGCUUCCUGGCAGGAAGAACAAACACCGUCCCAGCGCCUGUUAUUCCCCAUUAGUAUAGAGUUGCCACCGGCAGACGCCGCCGUACUGUCUGAAAUGCUGGCCGACCUGAAACGUAUUGGUUUUGAGAUAGGACCUUUCGGAACGGGCACUUAUGUGAUACAAGGCAUGCCAGCCGGCAUCAUUCCGGGGCAUGAGCAGUCGUUGAUCGAAGAGAUGAUCGAGCGGAUGAAACAUGAAUCCGGCUCGGCGGCAGAUGUCAGGGCGCAUCAAUUACUGGUGGCGAUGGCGCAACGCCUUUCCCGCAAUAAAAUAGCCACCUCUUCCCAGGAAGAGCUUCGCACGGUGAUUGAUGAACUGUUUGCCUGCGACCAGCCUGAAUUUACCGCUACCGGUAAAAAAGUGUUCUCCGUCAUGCCGAAGGAUGAGCUGGACAAGUGGCUGGGUUAG
This is a messenger RNA of Ostertagia ostertagi, 2112 nucleotides long. The record is from the annotation of a GenBank genome assembly. NCBI's taxonomy places the organism in Eukaryota, Metazoa, Nematoda, Chromadorea, Rhabditida, Trichostrongylidae.